AUGGCAAACAAAGAAUCAACAAAGAAGUCUACUGCUACAACAACUAAAGCUACCACUGCUGCUGUUGUUGCAACUAAAAAGGUUGAAAAGACACCAACCACCGCUGCAACUACAGUAGCUGCAAAGAAGAAUAUCGUAGAUACACCAGUAAAGAAACAAGUAGCUGCUGCUACUGCUGCUGAUACUAAAAAGAAGGUUGUUGAAGAAAAGAAAGAGAAAAAGGUUGUUGAAGAGAAAAAGGUACCUGCUGCUGUUGUAAAGACUGUUGUUGCUACUCCAACUCCAACUCCAGCUCCAGCUGUCGUUGUCCCAACUCCACAACAAGAGAAGAAGAAAAUAGAUAAUAAGACUGUUACUAAAAAGACUGUUGAAAAGAAAUCAAAUACUACUACACCAACUACUACAUCAACUACUACCACUACACCAUCCACAAAUGAAACUACUACCACUACUACUACCUCUGCAGAUGCAGUAGUUGCCGCACCAACAGUAUCAAUAUUUGGAACAUUAUCAGCAGCCAACAAUGAUGUAAUGAAUGCAUUCUCUGCAUCCAAUGAGUUCAAAGAAGCUCCAGUGCCAGAAAAGGCACCAGUCAUCCCAAAACCAGUUGAAUUGGGUCCACACGGCAAACCAAUCCUCACAGAAGAAGACAAAACCAAGAGAAAGGAACAAGACACUAAAGCAAGAGAAGAAGAAGGAAAGAGAACCAUCUUUUUAUCAAAUGUCGAACUUCAUACCAAUCCAAGAGAAUUAAAACAAUUCUUUUCAAAAUAUGGUAAAGUAGAAUCAGCACGUUUAAGAUCUAUUUCAACCGAGAGUAAAGACUCUAAUCGUAAGGAUUCAUACAUUAACAAAAAGUUUAACGAGAAACGUGAGACUUGCAAUGCAUACGUUGUAUUUGAAAAGGAAGAGAGUGCACAAAAGGUAGUUGCCGAAUGCAACGGUAUCAUCUUCAAAGAACGUCAUUUAUACGUUGAUUUGGCAUCACAUAAACAUGAAAAGGGUUCAGUUGAAGAAACUGUUUUCAUUGGUAAUGUUCCAUUUGAAUCUGAAAAUGAAGAAAUAUUUACAUUGUUUGAUCAUGCAUUUGGAGGAGUUGAAAGUGUUAGAUUAGUUAGAGAUGGACAAACUGGUCAAGGAAAGGGUUUCGGUUAUGUAUUAUUUGAAAAGAAGAAAUAUGCAAAGGCUGCCAUCAAGGCCAAGACCAUCAAGAUGAACGAACGUGAACUCCGUAUCUUCCCCAACAAACAAAAUCCAAAGGGCAAAAAUGUAAAGAAAACACCUGCUCCAGGUGCACCAGUCAAACAAUCUGGUAGAAAACCUGCAAUGAAAAAGAAACCAUCUUCCAAAUAA
Messenger RNA from Cavenderia fasciculata, 1353 nucleotides. RefSeq lists its product as uncharacterized. Bases 1 to 1353 code for a protein of 450 amino acids. Lineage: Eukaryota; Evosea; Eumycetozoa; Acytosteliales; Cavenderiaceae. Gene Ontology annotation, molecular function: mRNA binding. The transcript has 3 exons. The record is from RefSeq and is a predicted model, not a curated record.